Molecule: messenger RNA, 2693 nt
Organism: Blepharisma stoltei
Lineage: Eukaryota; Ciliophora; Heterotrichea; Heterotrichida; Blepharismidae
Source: the annotation of a GenBank genome assembly
AUGGAACAAAAUUUUUUUCUGAAGAUUAAGCAAUUUCUAUCUGCAAUAUCUUGUCAUAAAGCUCAACAAUCGAUGGAUAUAGGCAAUUUAAGUUACUCAACUCAUGAAGAAAGCUUGCAACAAAAAAAUUUAGAUAAGCUUAAAUCAGACUCUCCUAAUGGCACUGUUUGAGAUGCACGAAAUACUCAAGAUGACUCUAAAUGUAUAACUUACUAUAUUGAUUGCGUACAAAAAAUUUAUGCCUUAAAUGUUUGAGCUCUAGUAUAUUAGAUCAAAAAAAAUUGGCAAAUUCAAUCAUGCACUCUCUAAUCCGAAAUCUCCUUUGGGUUCUGAUAAAGGGGUUAACGAUAACAGAUUUUCUUACCUGAAUGAUCACGAAUCAGUAAAUCCACAAAAUAAUUCGCUCAUUGAAGAAAUAAAUCUCUUAACUUACUAAUUAUAACGCUUAACGUCCACUACGGGGUGGCUAAGCCCAGACCUCCGCUCGCCUUUUCGUCGCAUCGGGCCCACAGACCUCUGGGCGGUCCGCUUCGAUCUCCAAGGUGCGCCUAGGGGCAAGUGUUGCCGGCUUCGACGGCUCAUGAAUGAGUUACUUGCUUGUGACAUGGGUUGCCAUUCCGAAAACCCAAAAAAUGGAUUUUCUGGUAGGCUUUCGGCAAAAAGGAAAAACAUGUAGCCUGGGACGUAACGCCCAGUUUCACGCUAGGGAGUUACCCGAUGGGUCGUGAGGACUCUGCAGGGCUUCCCCUUUCCAACUGCCGUGCUUUCCUUCCCCACGAGGAAAAAACCAUCCCUGAGAAUAGACUAGGGCUAGGCUCUGUACUCCACCAGAAUUGCUUACCUAGCAUUGCCGUCCAUCUCUGAAAUGGCAAAACCUUGCCGGAAGAAAUAAAUCAAUUCCUAUGAGAUGCUGUAGAAAAUAAUCAGCACGAAUUAUGCAAAACUAUUUUGGAUAAAAAAAGAUUCGGAAAUCAAAUUAAAAGUGACUAUUUUAUUGAAAAAUAUCAUAUGUCGCCUCUUCACAGAGCUUCACAUCUUGGGCAUUUAAAAGUCUGCGAGGUCUUAUUAGAUUACGGUAACUUCGAAGAUCUUCACUCGAUAGAUGCUUGAAAAAUGACUCCACUUCAUUUGUCAUGCAAAUAUGGGUUUUUAUUAAUAAGCCAAUUAUUUGUGAGAUCCGGUGCAAAUAUUAAUGCAAUUGAUGGGAUUGGAAAUUCCCCAAUGCACUAUGCUUUAAAGAGCAAAAAUCAAGAGUUAAUUGAAUGAAUGCUACUUAGAUCGCCCGAUUUAUACAUUAAGAAUUUAGAAGGAGAGGAUGCAUAUUCAAUGAUGACAGAAAUUGAACAAGAAAAAGAUAUUUUGACAGAGCAAAAGACGCACAAACUCAAAAUUCAGACUUUUGAAGAAGAUCAGAUUGACCUCAUGAUGAGCCAAGCUAAUGUUCAAAAUUUUUCUAAAAUCAAAGGAAAUCAAAAAGUGCAAAAGGUCCCUGCAUUUUCUGAUGAAGACUCGGUGGAAGAAGAAAUGAUUGAAAGCACAAAUGUCGGCCCUUCAGAUUUUGAAGUCAUAUCUAUUUUAGGAAAAGGAAGUUUUGGUGAAGUCUAUCUUGUAAGAAAAUUUGACUCUGAUGAACUUUUUGCUAUGAAAGUUCUCACUCACCUCUUCAUGAACAAACAAAACUAUUGGAAAAAUCCGUAUUUUUUGGGUAAAAAACUAAACUGAUUUUAAUAAUUUAAAUUAAAUAUUUGGAUUUUUGAAUUAGAAAAAAAAUACUAUAGAUUUUAUAUAAAAAAAUUAAUCCCUAACACUAGCGAAUAAUUUUUUUUUCGCUCAGAGAGGGAGUCAGUAAAAACAAAAUUUUGGGUCAAAAUCUAGUCAGAUAUGCAAUGACUGAAAGAAACAUUAUGACCUAUGUGCACCAUCCAUUCAUUGUACGCCUGCGAUACGCAUUUCAAUCUUCAAACAAAUUAUUCUUGAUACUUGAAUACUGCUCCGGAGGGGAUUUAGGAUCUUAUAUAGCAAAAAACAAAUUUAUUCCAGAAAAUCAAGCAAAGAUUUACAUUUGCGAAAUUUUAUUAGCAUUGGAAGAGCUCCAUAGGCACGAUAUUAUUUAUCGAGACUUGAAACCAGAAAAUGUUGUUCUAAAUGCAGAUGGUCAUGCACUUCUGACUGAUUUCGGAUUAUCAAAAGAAGGAGUUGAUGAUAACUGUACUUCAAAUUCAUUUUGUGGGUCUGUAGCCUAUUUAGCUCCUGAGAUGCUGAAUAGGGCUGGCCAUGGAAAAUCAGUUGAUUGGUAUUUACUAGGUGUUUUGCUUUACGAAAUGCUAUGCGGCAUUCCUCCAUUCUUUUCACACAGCCGUGACCAAUUAUUUAAUAAUAUAAGAAACGCGAAACUAUCUUUUCCUGUCAAAAUCAGUUUCGAGGCCAAAGAUUUAAUAUCAAAACUGCUUAAAAGAGACCCGACACAAAGGUUAGGAAGUUCAUUUGAUGCGGAUGAGAUUAAAUCUCAUCCCUUUUUUGAAGGAAUUGAUUGGAAUGCUGUCAUGGAAAAACAACUAAAACCCCCAAGACCACCAGAAAAGCCUGUAAUUGUCAAAAAAAUCACCCAGCCAAAAGAAAGUGAAAUCGAAAUAGAAAAUAGCCAUCUGGAAGGAUGGACUUUUAUAUCAGAUUUUAAACUGUAUAAUUCAUAA